AUGGAUGAGAUUGCAGAUAUAGUCCGACAAAUUGGCCGGCAGCAGGGCGAGAAUGCUUAUUACCGCGCAUGUUACGCCCUACUCAAACGCUUGCAAGAGUUGACUACUCACGCAUCAAACGAGUUGCUUCGGCUUCACCAAUUUGGGCCACUCGGUUCGGAAUACCAGCUUCAGUCUGCGUAUGAAGUUGUGCACGAACUACGGAAUUCGGCCUAUGAGCUGAUUGAUGAAGCCUGCAAUGCCCAAGCAGCCUGUGAGGAAUUUUGCCGGGUCGACGACCGCUUUUCGGCAAACGCUAUUUUCCGCUCUGCACAUUGGCCCCAGAUGACCGACCGAGGUCCAGGCUUUAAACUUCAGAGAUAA
Molecule: messenger RNA, 363 nt
Organism: Penicillium oxalicum
Lineage: Eukaryota; Fungi; Ascomycota; Eurotiomycetes; Eurotiales; Aspergillaceae
Exons: 1
Coding region: 1-363 (120 amino acids)
Source: RefSeq, a predicted model, not a curated record